Messenger RNA from Chironomus riparius, 2202 nucleotides. The record is from the annotation of a GenBank genome assembly. NCBI's taxonomy places the organism in Eukaryota, Metazoa, Arthropoda, Insecta, Diptera, Chironomidae.
UUUUGAAAAGUUUAUCAAGUGUGUGAGCAUGUAAAAAAUUAGUGUUAAAAAAAUUAAAAUUAUUUGUCUAAUUUGAUUUUGCCUUUAAAAUUUCAAGUUUUCUUAACUUUUCAUCAUUAUAAUUUAUUUAAGUUAUCAUUAUUUAAAAUUAUCAAGUUGAAUUAAUCAAAUGAGGAUUAAAUUAGAUCAUAUAAUUCGGACGAUAAAAGCCUAUCUAAGAGAAAUACAUUCAAUUAAGGAAAAAAGAUCAAAAAUAAAGUUAAACAAGAAUUUUUUUUAAUUCAAACUUUAGAACUUUCGGUCUGAAUUUUAUUAAUUUAAACUAAGAAUUAUUAGCUUCCGCAUUUAAAUUUUAACUAGAUUUUGAUUUUUGCUCCUUCAUUUAAACUGAAAUUUUUAAAAUCCAUCUGGUCUAGUGAUAAUAUAUUGAGAAAUCAGGUUGAUUUGCAGAAAUGAUCGAGUUUUUGUUCAUCAUAUUUUUUUUCACGUUUUAUCUUUCUUUCGGAAUUAUUAAACAAUUGUUGAAAAAUUUAAUUUAUUUUUUGUGCAAGUAGGACCUGGUACUUAGGAUAUCGAGUUGCUGAGUGAAAAGUUUAAGUGAAUUAACCUUAAUUAUAAGUGAUUGAAUCUAAAAACUAUUAAAAUGGGAAAAGUAAAAAUGUAUAAAGAAAAGAUAAGAAUGCUUCCAAAUAUUGCAUUAAUGCUGACUUGUGUUUUGUUUACAUUCUUUUGGCCAAACAUAUGGAAUCACAUUCUUUUCAAGCAAUUUGAAUUAAAACCUGGAACAUUCAUACACAAAUCUUGGAAAGAUCAACCACUACAGCACAUCGAUAUUUAUUUUUUUAAUUGGACAAAUCCUGAAGACUUUACAAAUCAUUCAAUUAAACCAAAAUUUGAAGAAGUUGGACCGUACAGAUAUGAGUUACGAGUAAAGAAAGUAAACAUCACUUAUCAUGAUAACUCAACUGUUAGCUAUAAAAAAUUACAACGGUUUAAUUUCCUUCCUAAUCAAAGUCGUGGAAAACUGACUGAUCUCAUUACAACUCCAAAUAUAAUAGCACUGUGCGCAUCGAAUCAAGCAAAUUCUUUCAAUAUUUUUAAACUUAAAGGAGUUGAGAUGAGUUUAGCAUUUUUUGGACAAGAAAUUCAUGUGACAAAAACAUUAUCAGAAAUGCUUUUUGAAGGAUAUGAAGACUCAAUGGUAGGAAUUGCAACAGAAAUUGGUAAAAUUAUGGGAUAUGAAGUGCCAUUUGAAAACCGAUUUGGCUGGAUGCACAAGCGAAAUGAAUCAACAGUUUUAAGUUCUCUUUUUACUGUUGACACAACAACAUCAAAUUUAGAUGAACUGAGAUAUUGGACAGGACUUUUUAAGCCAAAAUUUUUGGAAACAAAUUGUAGCAGCUAUAUAGGAGCAUCCGGCGGUGAACUUUUCCCACCUGACUUGAUAAAAAGUAACAAAAAAGUAUCGCUUUAUAGUGAGGAAAUGUGUAGAAACCUCGAUUUAGAUUUUGAGCAAGACACUGAAGUAAAUGGAAUCGCUGGAAAGAAAUUCAUCAGUGGAGAGCGAAUGAUUGAUAAUGGAACUAAAUUUCCAGAUAAUGCAUGUCAUUGCAAUGGUGAAUGUGUACCAUCAGGAGUCCUUAACCUAACAUCAUGUCGAUUAGGAAAUCCUAUGUUCAUGUCAUAUCCUCAUUUCUUUCUUGGAGAUCAGUUCUAUUUGGAUCAAAUUGAAGGAAUGAACCCAAUCAAAGAAAAACAUGAAUUUUAUACAAUUUUAGAACCGACAACAUCACUUCCGUUGGAGGCAAAAGCAAGAGUUCAAUUAAACAUCUUAGUAAAACCACUUCCAAGGAUUAAAAUGUACCGAAAUGUUCAAACCAAAUUUUUACCGAUUUUGUGGAUGGAACAAUCUUUUGAACUCGAUAAUCAAAUGACUUUUAUGGUAAAGCUAAUGCUUUGGACUCCAUUUAUUGGACAAAUGAUUGGCUGUGUAACAAUAAUCAUCAGCACAUACCUGAUUUAUAGAUUAAGUCAAUCAAGUGUGAAGGAGGAAAAACAAGAAUAUAUUGAUGAGAAUGAAAACAAUAAGGAAAUCAAAAAUAAGAAACUUCCGGAAUUAUCUCCAUUAGUUAAUUGUAAGAAUAUUAGCAACGAUAAUGAUAACAUUUAUAAAUAGUAUGUUACUGAUUUGUUAAAACAUAA